GGUAUUCCAUGAUACUUGCAUAUUUUGUACAAAUAUCAACAUGGGGGUUAUUUAACGUCGCUCCUAUUUUACUAGGCAUCACUCGCAUUUUUUACUUGAAAUUCCGUAUUUACCCCUCGUAAAUAAAUACUCACGACACUCACUCACAACAUUUAUUUCUGAAAUCAUAUUUUACUCUCAUACUUCACUCUCAUUUUAUCUCCUAAAAUUUCAAAAUCUGAAAAUAAAAAAAAAUCUGAAAAUUAAAAAAAAAAAAAAAACAGAAAAAAAAGUAAACACAUCCACAACCCACCACCAACAGCCACCAAUCCAAGGAGGGGAGAAGAAAACCGACGAUAGCGGACCCGCGACGAAUCCGGGUGACGUACGGUGGUGGCAUCGGAGGCGAACAGGUAUGUGUUUAAAUCGGAAAAAAAAAAUCGCAACACUGUACAUCCGCCUGAAAUUUCCGGAUGAACCAAGGAGGAUCCGGGAAUUUCAGACGGAUCCUCCUUGGUUCAUCCGGCACAUGUACCCAUCCGCCUAAAUUUUGUUGGAACUUAGUUUAAUUACUUUUAUUAAUCUAUAUUAUAUAGCUACAACUGUUCGACCUUAGUGAAAGUACAUAAAUGAGUUCACUACCUAAUUAAUGCAUCCCACAUGUUCCUUCUAACUUCAUAUUGCUGAUCCCAUCCAUCAACACUUGGCUCGUGGUGCUCGGUCCACCAACCUGCAAUUGAGGGAAGAGGUGAAUCUUGUGCAAGAUCAAGACGGAUGAAAUGUGACCCACCAACUGUAGCGAUCACGAACUCUCGAGCGGGUGCCCUAACCGUGUUUCGUGCCCGCAACGGUAACACCGUGAUGCAUGGCUAGUAGCAAGUUGGCACGUUGCCUACACCGGGAAGAAUCACCUUUGCGUUUAACCAAGUAGCAGUAGAAAAUAAAUCUUAAAUUGCUACCAUCCAAUGCGUGAAUCAACCGCCCUACCUUCCCAUCGAAUAUGUUCUGCAUUCAUCCAAGACCAACCGAUACGGGAUGCCGUUAUUUGAGAUAGUGGGUAUAACUCUUGACAAAUCAGAAUUUCCUCGUUGGCAUUGUGUUCAUGCGUAACGAGUGCACGACAAGCUAUCGGUGGUUGUUAGCAGAGAUUAAGGGAGUUGAUUGGGUAUGAUAAAGAACCAUCGGUAUUUUUGUCAAACCGGGAGCUUGGCCUCUGUGCGGCAUUGAGAGAAGUGUUUCCAGAGACGUCGCAUUUACUUUGUCGAUGGCACAUUAACAAAGAUAUGGAGGCUAAGGUGACUGAUAUGUUCAAAAAUAAGAGGAUUGUUGUGAGUUUUAAAAAUGGCAAAUGGAAACGUAUCAUGGAUGCUACAACCGAGACGGAUUAUAAUGCUGCUGUAGAUACAAUGAACGCUCGGUGGGCAAGUUAUUUUAUGUUGAGAGAACAUGUCGUUGUCAUAAAAUCAAAUUUAUGACAUUUUGGACGAACCAAGUUCUUCACUUUGGUAACACGAGUAAUUGUAGAGUUAGAGAACCAACAUUCGGCAGUGAAGACGUGGUUUGAAUCAUCGACAGGUUCGUUGUUAUAAUGUUGUCGUUGUUGACUUUACUUCGUUUUAGUAAUUUUAAUUAAAAAUCAUAAUGUUUUUUUUUAUAAUCUGAAUCAACGGCAGGUUCUUUGGAUACCGUAUGGGCCCGAGUACAUUGUCAUAUUGGUAAUCGGAUCAUUGCAAUUCGUAAUGGUUUAGAGGCAUCGAGAUCGAAAAAUGAUGAGAAGUACAGACAAUUGCCACUGUCACGUAUAAAUGGCAAAGUGUCUCAACGUUGUUUGAAAGUUCUUGAUGAUGAGACGAGACGGAUGAGAGAGUUGAGUUACCAGGUGUAUGAGCGUUGUGGAUGUGCAAUGCGUGUGACCCAUGGUUUACCAUGUGCUUGUCAGAUACACGAUUCGCUAGUUGCACAUUCAAGCUUGUUAUAUCAGGCAAAUUCAUUCAUUCUCGAAGACCUUGGUUAUUGGUGAUGGUGUUGAUAUACCUGUGUUCGUUAACGAUUCAACCGAGGAAGCUGCACAUUUUCAUUCCCUGGUUGAUGAGGUCAUUGGUAGUGAUCAUGCUAUACAUUGAAAUGUAUCAUGCAUCAUUUAAGAGGAGCUGCAUCUGGAUCAUUGAAGAACCACAUGUAAACCCCCAACGUUCGAGUAACAAUGAUACUAGGCGUGAUCCUUGUUAUUUCGAACAUGUAAACCGUCGAAACACUCAACGUGGUACACAACCAGCAGGUACGACAUUAGAAGAUCAAUGUGACAUCAGUCAAUGCAAUGCAAAUAUUUGCACUUGCUUCCAGAACCGAUGUUGUCUUACAUCACGGCCAUGGAAGGAUGUCAUUGGUGAUGGAAACUGUGGCUUUCGUUGUAUGGCUGACUUCUUCUUUGGUGAUCAAGCGCAAUGGUUUACCGCUCGGGAAACAAUAGCAAACGAGGUCGCCGCUCAUCCAAUGUUGUACGGAAGGAUUUACGGGAUUAGAAGGGUUUGGAUGAAUGCAGGGCGUAUUCGAUGGGAAGGUAGGGCGGUUGAUUCACGCAUUGGAUGGUAGCAAUUUAAGAUUUAUUUUCUACUGCUACUUGGUUAAACGCAAAGGUGAUUCUUCCCGGUGUAGGCAGCGUGCCAACUUGCUACUAGCCAUGCAUCACGAUGUUACCGUUGCGGGCACGAAACACGGUUAGGGCACCCGCUCGAGAGUUCGUGAUCGCUACAGUUGGUGGGUCACAUUUCAUCCGUCUUGAUCUUGCACAAGAUUCACCUCUUCCCUCAAUUGCAGGUUGGUGGACCGAGCACCACGAGCCAAGUGUUGAUGGAUGAGAUCAACAAUAUGAAGUUAGAAGGAUCAUGUGUGAUGCAUUAAUUAGGUAGUGAACUCAUUUAUGUACUUUCACUAAGGUCGAACAGUUGUAGCUAUAUAAUAUAGAUUAAUAAAAGUAAUUAAACUAAGUUCCAACAAAAAUUAGG
Messenger RNA from Chenopodium quinoa (quinoa), 2984 nucleotides. RefSeq lists its product as uncharacterized. Lineage: Eukaryota; Viridiplantae; Streptophyta; Magnoliopsida; Caryophyllales; Amaranthaceae. The transcript has 2 exons. Bases 1876 to 2571 code for a protein of 231 amino acids. The record is from RefSeq and is a predicted model, not a curated record.